This is a messenger RNA of Rhagoletis pomonella (apple maggot), 1281 nucleotides long. RefSeq names its product KH domain-containing, RNA-binding, signal transduction-associated protein 2-like. Gene Ontology annotation, cellular component: nucleus. The transcript is spliced from 6 exons. Gene Ontology annotation, biological process: regulation of alternative mRNA splicing, via spliceosome. Gene Ontology annotation, molecular function: mRNA binding. The record is from RefSeq and is a predicted model, not a curated record. Bases 79 to 1020 code for a protein of 313 amino acids. Lineage: Eukaryota; Metazoa; Arthropoda; Insecta; Diptera; Tephritidae.
AAUAUCGAAUUUACCCAUACCUAAUUUGCGGACGGCAUUUUGUUUCUAUACCAAGAAAAUUUUACUCUCAUCGGAAAAAUGUCUGAACAUUCUGAAGAAGCUAAUCAUAUUCAAAAGGAGGGUGAAUUCGAUGGACCGCGAAUUAAUCAUUUCGCUCAAAAGUUUCUAGAUGAAUUAAAGGAGGAACGUGAAAGGCUGAGCAGUGAAUUCCCACUAUGCGCUAUACUAAUAGAAGAAGCUAUUGAACGUAUCUGCAGCACUGGACGUGUACCCGGGCGCGAUUAUUAUGCCGAUGUUUACAAGCAGAAACCCAUGAAACUCGUUCAGAAAGUGUUUGUUCCAGUAAAGCAAUAUCCUAAGUUCAACUUUUCGGGCAAAAUAUUAGGACCUAAGGGAAAUUCACUUCGUCGUUUACAAGAUGAGACUCGAUGCCGAAUUUUAAUUAAAGGUCGGGGUUCUAUACGUAACCACGUCAAAGAGGAUGAAAUGCGUAAAUCUGGCGAUCCUCGUCACUCCCAUUUAAAGAAGGAUUUAUUUGUUGAGAUAAGUACCGUUGCAACACCUGCAGAGUCUUAUGCACGUGUUGCUUAUGCUUUGGCUGAAAUAAGAAAAUAUCUUAUUCCUGACAAGAACGACGACGUUGCUCAGGAACAAUUGCGAGAACUGAUGGAAAUCGAUCCGAAGUCUGCCAAACAAUUUUAUAAAUCCGUAUAUGACCAGAAUAUAGCAGCCAAUGAGCCAUCCAAGUAUUUGAACUUUGCCAAACAAUAUGCAUACCAAAUGGAAGAACCAUCUAAUGAUGAAGAGUCCGAAGAGGAGGUGCAUGAAGCUCGCAUACCUAAGCGCACAAUCGUACCAGCUUAUGAACGCACCAAAGCCAAAAUUGUUCCAUCAACUUUGCCCUAUAAACGUCCACCUACUGUCGCUAUAUACGGAACUCAAAUGAAACGUUUUCGGGAAGCUCCGGUUAGACCAACAAUUAAACCAGUUGUCCAUGGAAUAUUAAAGAAAUACAAAUGAACAAGUUGACUACAUUUAAAUAAAUUACAUUCAAAUAAAUAUGCAGCAUAAGAAUACUAAGUAUAACCCACAUGUAACCCAACACGUAAUUAAACCAAGCAUAUAAAUUAAAAACAAUAUGCAACGCAAAUGGGUAUAGCCCGUGCAGUAGAAGCACUUAAUUUCACACCCCUUAAAAAUAUAGAGGUAUUUACUUAUAUACAAACAAAUGAUUGUUUAAUGGUCUAACAAGUAAUAAAUAAAAUGUCAAAUAAAUUUAAA